AUGCGAUACCUUGCGUACUGCUACUCCUGCUAACCCUGGACAAAUUCUAUUCUAUUCUACCCGAGUACUUGGAGUAGGGGAAAACUAGAAAAGAGGGAGGGGAAGGAGGAAGGAAGAAGCAUGGCUUCGAAGCAGCUGCCCGGGAGGUUCCAGUCGAUCUUCCGGCUCGCCGGCCACCGCCGGUCGCUGCUGCUCAGCCGUGAUUCUCCGGCGAGGUACCGAUCCUUCUGCAGCGACGUGGAUGGGCAAGCCGGUACCGGUACUGGCAACGCAAUCAAGGAUCAGGAUAGCCUCGAUAGGUUUUCGGAUCCACGGGUUGCUCAUGAAGAUCGCCAGUUCGUGCAAUUCUUGGACAGGAUGCUGGACGCGACAAGAAAUCCCCAGAGUCUUGCACAGAUGCAGCGCCCAAGGUUUCCAAAUGAUCUGAAAAUAUUGGAUGAUGACAUAUGAGUUAGGAUUCUCUCAAAGGAAUACAGGAGUUACAAGUGUGAUUUAUGUACUAUGACAAACCUGAGCAUGUGAGAUUGCUAUUGUUCAGGUUAAAAUUAUGGACCAGAUCAUCGGCCUAUGUCAAAUGUAUUUUAUAUUGCAGUUUUUUUUCAGCGUAUGAUUUCAUACUAUGUAAGAACUAUGAAUUCAUACAGAAAACAAAUACAUGGACAACGGAUUAAUUGCUAUUC
Molecule: messenger RNA, 680 nt
Organism: Brachypodium distachyon (stiff brome)
Lineage: Eukaryota; Viridiplantae; Streptophyta; Magnoliopsida; Poales; Poaceae
Exons: 2
Coding region: 121-450 (109 amino acids)
Source: RefSeq, a predicted model, not a curated record